AUGGAUCCCGAAAAACAGCAGCUCAGGGCUCAUCAGAUGCCAGACUUCGAGGCCCAGAUUCCCAAGGCUCCCGAGCCCAACUGGAUUAAGCGAGGACUCGUUGCUGCCGUCUUUGGUAUGGCUCUCUUUAAGAUGUCGCAUAUUUCUCGAGAGUAUUAUGGCUCCCGAUCCGACAUUCUGGGAUUCAAGCCCAUCGAGGGCAAGUGUCCUUCUCAGCCCAAGCUCGUUCCUCAGGGCUACUCCAACUUGGACUUCAUUCUUCACGAUGACGACUUUGCCAAGGGAGAGCUUAAACGGUUCCAGGGCGCCAUCCAGGUCCCGACCCAGUCAUACGAUGACCUAGGUCCUGUUGGAGAAGACGACCGAUGGGACAUCUUCUACAACUUCUCUUCUUAUCUCGAAACUGCCUACCCUCAGGUCCACAAGCACAUGACUGUGGAGAAGGUUAACACCCACGGUUUGAUUUUCACCUGGGAAGGAUCUGACUCCAGUCUCGGACCUCAAUUGAUCAUGGCUCACCAGGACGUGGUUCCCGUCAACAAGGAGACUGCUAAGCAGUGGACUCACCCUCCUUACUCAGGUCACUUUGACGGCAAGUACGUCUGGGGACGAGGCUCUGUCGAUACCAAAAACUCGCUCAUUGGUUCUCUGUCUGCGGCAGAGUUGCUUCUGGAACAGGGAUUCAAGCCGAAGCGAACCCAUGUUUUCUCCUAUGGCUUUGACGAGGAGAUCUCCGGACCCAACGGAGCCAAGAACAUGGCCAAGUUCCUGGUUGACAAGCAUGGAGAGAAGUCUUUCUUUUCAGUUGUAGAUGAAGGCAGCCUAGUGGUUGAGGAGGACAACUACGCCAUGCUUAUUGCUGCCACUGGCGAGAAGGGCUAUGCUGACAUUCAAAUUUCUGUCUCUGCUCCAGGUGGACACUCCUCUAUGCCCCCUCCUCAUACCGGAAUUGGUAUUGCUGCCCAGAUCAUCAACGAGCUGGAGGACACCCCCUACCGACCGGAACUAACCCCCGAGAACCCAAUCUUCUAUACCAUGCAGUGUGUGGCUACCCAUGACAAGUCCAUCUCUCCAAAGCUGAAGUCCUUGAUCCAGCGGGCUGGAAAGGACCGAUGGGCAAACAGAAAGCUCGUCGAGAUUCUCUACGGGAAUCCCAAGUACAGAGACUUGAUCCGAACUACCCAGGCCAUUGAUCUCGUCACUGGAGGUGUCAAGGCUAACGCUCUUCCGGAGACCACCGUUUUUGUCACCAACCACCGAAUUGCCAUUGAGCAUAAGGUCGAGGACGUCCAGAAGAAGGCCACCGGCAACGCCAUUAAUAUCGCCAAGAAGAACGGCUUUUCUGUCACUGCCUUUGGAAAGGAAAUCAUCCCCGAAGACAAGGACUCCAAGGGCUCCAUUGAGGUUGGCUUCUUUGGCGCUCCCCUGGAGGUUGCGCCCCGAGCUCCUACUUCUGGACCCACCUGGGAUCUCGUAAUGGGAACCGCUAUGCACGUUUUCCGAGAUGCAGUCUUCCCCGAGUCGAAGGACGUCUUUGCUGCUCCUGGUAUCAUGACUGCCAACACUGAUACUAGACACUACUGGAAGCUAUGUGACGCCAUCUACCGAUUCAAUCCUGUGCGAGAGACCGCCGCUUUUGGAAUCCACACUGUCGAUGAACAUAUUGAGUACCAGGCUCAUCUCGAGACCAUUGCCUAUUUCUACGAGCUGGUUCGAAACUCUGGAGGAGAGAACCAAAGAUGA
Molecule: messenger RNA, 1743 nt
Organism: Yarrowia lipolytica CLIB122
Lineage: Eukaryota; Fungi; Ascomycota; Dipodascomycetes; Dipodascales
Cellular component (GO): fungal-type vacuole lumen
Molecular function (GO): metallocarboxypeptidase activity
Source: RefSeq, a predicted model, not a curated record